AUGAAUACACAGUACAUAGCUUUUGCUUGUGUGAUUUCAGUUGCAUUAGCAAAUUACACUGUUUUUUCUGAUGGAACAUUUAAGAAUAAUUGGUAUGAAAAAGGAUCAACUUGCUUUGCCUCACAAACAGGGAAAUAUGAUGGAAGAUAUAUUCUUUAUACACAAAUGGCUGCUAACUCUUUUUUAAAUCUUCAUGGAGAUAAACCUAUUAUAGCUAAAAACUAUAAAUAUUUAACUUUUGCUUUGAAUUGGGAAGAUCAGUUUUGUAAUUUAAGAAUAACUAUUGAAUUAGGCUCUCAUUGGCUUAAAAAUCUUGAAUUUCAACCAGAAGUUCUCGAACCUCAAAAAUGGAAUAGAGUAGUUGUUGACAUUACAUCUCUUGGAGAGACAGAUGUUGAUACAAUUAAAAUCACUAAAAACGAUCAGAAAGAUACUAAUGUGAUGUUUAAUGACUUUAUCUUUACUAAUGACGAACCUGAGGGUGGUAUUUUUAGUUAUGAGCAAUUGAGUUCUAGCGUCCAAUUAGAUGAUUCAGAGGUUGAUGGUUCAAUGUCAGUCUUUAUUCUUUUAUUAGGAAUAGUGUUUCUUUUCCUUUAA
Molecule: messenger RNA, 597 nt
Organism: Entamoeba dispar SAW760
Lineage: Eukaryota; Evosea; Mastigamoebida; Endamoebidae
Exons: 1
Coding region: 1-597 (198 amino acids)
Source: RefSeq, a predicted model, not a curated record